Molecule: messenger RNA, 2482 nt
Organism: Dioscorea cayenensis subsp. rotundata (Guinea yam)
Lineage: Eukaryota; Viridiplantae; Streptophyta; Magnoliopsida; Dioscoreales; Dioscoreaceae
Product: cellulose synthase-like protein G3
Exons: 6
Coding region: 133-2316 (727 amino acids)
Biological process (GO): plant-type primary cell wall biogenesis; cellulose biosynthetic process
Cellular component (GO): trans-Golgi network; plasma membrane
Molecular function (GO): mannan synthase activity; cellulose synthase (UDP-forming) activity
Source: RefSeq, a predicted model, not a curated record
ACAUGCCAACUUUCCACUUGAAACGUCAACAUGCAUGGGCUCCACCAUAAUCAUUGAGAUACAAAUACCGGUAUACUUCAUUGUUAGCUUGCCAACAAGAAGAAGGAGAAGGAGAAGGAGAAGGAGAAGGAGAUGAAGAUGAAGAUGAAAUGCCUUCAUACACUCAAAGAAGACCCUUUAAUCCCCUUCAAUCGUUUCCAUGCAUUUGUCUACUUCUUUGCUGUUCUUGCAGUUGUUUACCAUCGCUUCUCAUUAGUUAUGAAUGAUACCUCCAGUGGUGUACCUUUCUCCAUGUUUGCUUCUCUUUUAGUCGCUGAGCUCUUGUUUGCUCUUCAGUGGUUCACGGGACAGGGCUCCAAGUGGCGUCCGGUGACAAGAAGAGAGUUUCCGGAGAGGCUUUGGGAGAUGGUGGAGGAGAAGCAGCUUCCAAAGCUUGAUGUCUUUGUUUGCACUGCUGAUCCUUAUAAGGAGCCACCCGUGAACGUUGUGUGCACUGCUUUAUCUGCCAUGGCUUUCGACUACCCGACCGAUCGGCUAUCGGUGUAUGUUUCCGAUGAUGGUUGUUCAGAGCUGACGUUGUUUGCUUUCAUGGAGGCUGCAAAGUUUGCUCUGCAUUGGCUUCCUUUCUGCAAAGAUAACAACAUUUUGGUAAGAUCUCCGGAAGCCUAUUUCAAUAGUUCUAAUCACCAUGACCACUCUCAUCAGAAAAUUAAGAUCAUGUAUCAAGACAUGAAGGAGAGAAUUGAUAGUUGCAUGAAGAGAGGAUUUGUUAGCGAAGACAUGAUCAUCUCUCAAAAAGAAAGCGAGCUCUUCAUGAAGUGGAAAAGAUUCACUCGCCGUGACCACCCUUCAAUCAUCGAGAUAUUACUGGAAAGCGACAAAGAUAAAGACGUCUCCAGUGUUCCAUUACCCAAUCUUAUCUACCUUUCCAGAGAGAAAUCCUCAAAGAUUGCUCACAACUUCAAAGCUGGAGCUCUCAAUUCCCUGCUACGAGUCUCAGGUAUGAUAACAAAUGCACCAGUGAUACUCACCUUGGACUGUGACAUGUAUUCAAAUGAUCCAUCCACUCCAUUGAGAGCAAUGUGUUAUCUUCUUGAUCCAAGCAUGGCCUCCGACCUGGCUUACGUUCAGUUUCCACAACGUUUUCCGGGAAUUAAUGACAAGGACAUUUAUGCAGCAGAGAUUAGGCAUCUCUUCCAAAUCAAUUCUCAAGGAUUAGCAGGUCUCUGCGGACCGAGCUGUGUCGGCACUAAUUGCUUCUUCAAUCGCCGAUGCUUCUUUGGCUCGCCCUCCUCAUCAUCACUUCAUAAUGAUGCUAUUUGUGAUGCUAAGAAUGAAGGGAUUAGUUAUUCUAUCCUUCAAAAAGCUCUUGAUGCAUUGAGUUGUAGAUAUGAGCAUGGAACCAAAUGGGGCUCCUCAAUUGGCUUUCAAUAUGAAUCUAUAGUUGAGGAUUACAACACGGGAUAUAGGCUACAAUGCAGAGGUUGGAGAUCAGUGUUUUGUGAGCCGGAGAGGCCAGCAUUUUUCGGCGAUGCCCCAAUGAGUCUCAAUGAUGCUCUAGGCCAAACUAAGAGAUGGUGUGUGGGAUUGUAUGAAGUGGGGUUCUCAAGGUAUUGCCCCUUAACAUUUGGAGCUAAGAAUGUGUCCUUCCUUGCUGGAUUAUGUUAUGCUUACUAUUCCUUUUGGGGUCUCUGGUCCAUUUCCAUCACCAUUUAUGCUCUUCUCCCUCAACUCGCUCUCAUAAAUCACAUUCCUCUCUUUCCAAAGAUCUCCGACCCAUGUUUUUAUUUGUACGCGUAUCUCUUCAUCACGACGUAUGCUCAAGAACUCAUUGAGUUUAUGAGAGGAGGAUCAACAUUUUGGAAAUGGUGGAAUGAGCAAAGAAUAUGGAUGAUAAGAGGAGUCACUUCUUUCCUCUUUGGAUCCAUAGAGUUCACACUUAAAUGUAUUGGAAUCUCAACACCAGGGUUCACUGUGACUAAUAAAGUUAUGGAGGAUGAUGAACAAAGUGAGAGAUAUAAUAAGGGACUGUAUGAGUUUGGUGUGGCUUCACCUUUGUUCUUCCCACUUGCAGUUGUGACCAUUGUUAAUUUGAGCUGUUUUACUUUGGGAGUUGCAGAGGUUUUGAGGAAGAAGGUGAGUUUUGAUGAGAUGUUUGUGCAGUUAUUCAUCUCUGGUUUUGUUGUUCUGAAUUCUUGGCCAAUUUACGAAGCCAUGUUUUUCAGAAAGGAUCAAGGAAGGAUGCCAACCAUUGUUACUGUCUUUGGAGUCUGUAUGACUUCACUGUUUGUAUUGCUUUCUUUCUUUCUGUUUUGAGGGUGAGGUUGUGUGAUAACUGCAAUGUCUUGUCUGUUAUACUUUGUGACUUGCAGAGUGUUUUUAUUUUUAUUUUUAUUUUAUUUUGUUUAAAAAAUUAGAUAAUUCACAACUUCAUCUGUCCUCUUGAUAAUAAAAUAUGCACUAGGAGGUUGCUUUUGUUUUU